GCUCUGCUCUUUCUUGGUAUUACCAAACAACAAGAAGAAUCAAAGACCCGCAGGAAGGAGAACAGAAGAGAAGAGAAGACCAGGACAAGGAAAAACAGCAUUAAAAGCUCUCACGUUGACACGUCUCUCUCUCUCUCUCUGUGUCUCGGUGGGUGUUGCUCUGUUUUGAGCUUGAAGCUUCAGCUUCCGAGAGCUGCGGAAGUUCUUGAAAUGGUACAGGGAGACAGACCGGAUGGUAACGGCGCUACCGUCGAUGGGAAUCUACCAGGUUUCUCUCCGGCGGCUUCGAGCCCACCGAUUUUCUGGAAAUCUCGCAAGAGAUCAGUUAGUGGAAAGUUGUUGAACGAGGUAGCAGAUGCUGCUGAUAAACUUCCCAACAAGCAGGAAGAUGGGCCGACAGAUGAGAAUAUGCAAGACUCGACGCAGAUGCCUCCACUAUCCGAGCGUCGAAAGGCUCUGUUUGAGCCGUUGGAGCCUGUGGGUAGUGCCAAGGGCCGACAUCCAUCAAAUGAAUCUUUGCUGCCACCACCCGACUUCGAUGCUGCGAGCUAUCCACGAGGCUGGCUGAUCGGGAAAAGGCGAAAGCUUGUGAAUGUCGACGUGGUUGAAUCCAUGAGAAGGAUUGCCGUUCAAGAGAUGAACAGAAAGGACAAGGAAAUCGAUGGCCUGAAUGAGCAGUUGGAGGAGGAUGCACGGUGUCUCGAGCAUCUGCAAAUUCAGCUACUUGAUGAAAAGAGCAAGCGUUCCGAGGUCGAGAGAGAGAAUAAGAUGCUGCACGACCAAGUAUCGAUGCUGAUGAACAUGUUGGAUGAAAAUGAAUCGCUGGAAGAUGUACCAGAUGAGCCUUAGACAUCGCAUGCCGGUAAACAACGGUUCUUUCUUUCAUUUUCCAUUUCAUUCUAAGAGAGUCUAUGGAUAUAUGAACAUACGAAAACAGAAGGCAUAGCUGGACCUAAGGAUAUGCUUGUCCUUUGAUAUGUUACUUUUCCUCCCAAAAAUUCGUUUCUUUAGAGGGUUAGAAAUUCCUUUUGUUAUGGAGGUAGCUGUGAGCCUGUGAGUGCCAUUAUCUAUCUGGUAAAAAAGACAAAAAAGAAAGAAAGAAAGGAAACUAGCUAAAUACCAUGUAAGUGCAGGUUCCUGUCUGUAAUUGAAAUUGAACAUGUCGGGUCUGUAAUACAAAGUCUGUUGAUAU
Messenger RNA from Rhodamnia argentea, 1192 nucleotides. RefSeq names its product protein HEADING DATE REPRESSOR 1-like. NCBI's taxonomy places the organism in Eukaryota, Viridiplantae, Streptophyta, Magnoliopsida, Myrtales, Myrtaceae. The record is from RefSeq and is a predicted model, not a curated record. Gene Ontology annotation, biological process: regulation of flower development. The coding region runs from base 211 to 849 and encodes 212 amino acids. The transcript is spliced from 4 exons.